GACUCACAGGCGUCACAAGUGGUCACAAGCUGCGCACUACGGAAGACCACCGGUUGUAGAGGUUGUGUUUUAAACAAUUCGAUUUGCAAGGAAAUUUAAGAAUAAUGGGCUUCGCUCCAGCGAGGAAUUGUUUUCUGUACAUACUUGUAAUUAAUUGUAUCAUUCUCACCGCCGUGGCGAACGAACCUAUGAACAAGUUUCAAAUGAUGACGUCUAUGAAUCCGCAGGAUACGAUGACGCCGGAGGUUAAGGACAACCUCAGUUUUGUACACGCGUUCAUAGCUUCCGUGUCUGUGAUCGUCGUCUCCGAACUAGGAGAUAAGACAUUCUUUAUCGCUGCUAUUAUGGCGAUGAAACAUCCGAGAUUGACAGUAUUUGUAGGAGCGAUUAGUGCACUAGCUUUGAUGACUAUUCUCUCAGUGGUUUUCGGAUACGCUGCGACUAUUAUCCCUCGUAUCUAUACUCAUUACAUCUCCACAGCCCUUUUCGCAUUGUUCGGUUUGAAAAUGCUACGAGACGGGUAUAAAAUGUCUAUAACAGAAGCUCAGGAAGAGCUAGAAGAAGUACAAUCAGAUCUGAGGAAACGAGACGACGAGUAUGAAAAGGAUACGAUUAGCACGUUGGUGCAGGAUCCGGAAACCGGUGUUGUAAGAAAAGCGACAAAAAUUAAUGCACUGAUGCUCCUCUCUAGGAUAUUCCUUCAAGCAUUUACAUUAACGUUUCUUGCAGAGUGGGGUGAUCGAUCUCAGCUCACAACUAUUAUACUUGCAGCGAGAGAAGAUGUUUACGGGGUCGUAAUAGGCGGGAUAUUAGGACACUCCUUUUGCACUGGCCUGGCAGUAUUAGGAGGCAGAAUGAUAGCUCAAAAGAUUUCUGUGAGAACAGUGACCAUAAUCGGUGGUUUCGUCUUUUUACUCUUCGCACUGACUGCGUUAUUUAUAAAUCCCACCGAAGAUAUUUGAAAAUACUCCCUCAUCUGUAAACUACGAAAUUUUAUAAUUGUACAAAAGUUGUAAUGAAUUUAAUUGAAUAGCCUCGUAGGUUCCUACGAAUACGUAAUUUCUGUAUGUUUUAAUACGCAAUUAGGGUACGAGGAUAGUAUUUUUUAUGUAACGAGAAAUCAUCUAAAGUAUUAAUACUCCUAAGGUGUGUUAACCGUACAUAUAUACUGAUUAUUUAAUUCACGUUUUUAGCAGAUUUUUAAUUGCUGAGGCUAUUCAAGAGAAUAUCAAUUUUGUAACUCCCGGUAAUGGAUGCAUAUUAUUAUACAUAAGUCUCCAUAGAUGUGUAUAUGUACCUCUCACCCAAUUGUACAGACUUAUACAUAAAAAGAGAAUAUUUUUUAUCAUUCCAGCAACCCGAUUUUUUAGAGUGGGACGAUGAUUACCAUUUUUUUUCUCCAAUUAGUUCAAUAAAAGCAUUGUCGAAAGUGUA
Ceratina calcarata is the source of this 1434-nucleotide messenger RNA. Its product is annotated as transmembrane protein 165. The record is from RefSeq and is a predicted model, not a curated record. Bases 105 to 962 code for a protein of 285 amino acids. The transcript is spliced from 6 exons. Gene Ontology annotation, biological process: manganese ion transmembrane transport; Golgi calcium ion homeostasis; calcium ion transmembrane transport. Gene Ontology annotation, cellular component: Golgi apparatus. Lineage: Eukaryota; Metazoa; Arthropoda; Insecta; Hymenoptera; Apidae. Gene Ontology annotation, molecular function: manganese ion transmembrane transporter activity; calcium ion transmembrane transporter activity.